AUGGUUUUAGUGGAUGGUGGUCAUCGCGCUGUUAUCUUCGACCGCUUCAAAGGAGUUAGAGAAACUGUUAUCGGCGAGGGCACUCAUUUCAUUAUCCCAUGGGUGCAAAAGCCGAUUAUUUACGACAUCCGGUCGAAGCCCCGAAACAUUCCUGUAAUGACAGGUUCUAAGGAUCUUCAAACUGUCAACAUUACUCUGCGUAUCCUGUACCGACCAAAGGCCGAACUGCUUCCAAAAAUUUACUCGAACCUCGGCUUCGAUUACGAGGAACGCGUUUUGCCCUCCAUCACAACUGAAGUUCUCAAGGCUGUCGUUGCCCAGUUUGAUGCCAGUGAACUUAUAACUCAACGUGAGGUUGUCAGUCAACGAGUGAGCGACUCCCUGACGGAGCGUGCGUCAUCCUUUGGCAUCCUGCUCGACGACAUUGCACUGACCCAAAUCUCCUUCUCUUCGGAGUUCGCAGCGGCCGUUGAAGCUAAACAAGUAGCGCAACAAGAAGCUGAGCGGGCGCGCUUUUUGGUCGAAAAGGUGAGACUACUUGUAUACGGAGUUGGAGAUUUUGUCCACCAACAAGUUAUUCACUUGCGUACCUUCCACUUAACUUUACUUCUGAUCUGCGUUUUUAAGAGUGUUAUUGUGCAUUUAUUCAGUGUCAUAUUGGCAGAUUUGUCCUUGAUACAUAAGACUACCACACAAGUACUUACUUACUUACUUACUUGUACUUGUUACGGCUGUGAUCAUGCCUGA
Messenger RNA from Dibothriocephalus latus, 747 nucleotides. The record is from the annotation of a GenBank genome assembly. NCBI's taxonomy places the organism in Eukaryota, Metazoa, Platyhelminthes, Cestoda, Diphyllobothriidea, Diphyllobothriidae.